UUAACAGCCAGCACGAGCAAACACCCUGCUUGGUGAUCACUGAAGAUUUUCGCAGUAUGGCAAACCACAAAAAGAACCGGGCUCUUCUCAUUGUCAAUUACAAUUUCUAUAGAAGUCCGGAGCUCAGGGCUAGACCAGGCGCAGAGAAGGAAGCAAAGAGGCUUUUCAAAGCCCUCUCAGCCUGCAAUUACGCUGUGCAAUUGCACUAUGACUUAACAGCUGAGGAAAUACAAGAACUCUACGAGAAAGAAGGUGAUGCCGAUCAUGGGGACUACUUCGUAAGCAUCCUAUCCAGCCAUGGCGAGGAAGGGGCCAUAUUUGAUUGCGAUGGACAACCAGUUCAGCUAACACAGAUUUUCCAUGCACUGUCUCCACAGAGGUGCCCCAAACUGGCUGGAAAACCCAAAAUCCUCUUCAUACAGGCCUGCCGUGGAAAGGAAAUUGAUCCAGGCGUGUGGAUUCAGACGGACAGCGGUGAGCUGCAAACAGACAGCAGUGAACCACAGACAGACUGUUUCUCACACUACCUUUCCAUCCCAGAAGAUACUGCAGUAAUGUUUUCUUGUAGUCCAGGCUAUGCAUCUUUCAUCAAUCAAUGGGAAUCUAUGUUCCUCAAAGCUUUACUGGAGUUACUGGAAGGAAAGGAACGUGAACUCGAACUUGCCCGUUUAAUGACCUGGAUUAACUGGAGAGUUGCAUUUCAUUUUCAGGCAAAGGGAAAAUACAGCGGUGGUAAAGAGAUGCCUUGCUUUGUCACUAAUAUGGUGAAAGAGGUUUAUCCCUUCUCUUUGGAAAGGAGGCUACCUCUAGACAGUAGCUGAUCUUGCAGGAAAGAAGCACGAACGUGGUUCUUAGGACCUUACUCAAGAACAGCGGAAGCAAAGCGGACGGACUGUCAGAAAUCAGACAAGGGAAGCUUUUCCCAUCACUUUCUCCUCAUGCCAAAGACACAUCUGUUGAAUUUCUAGAUGUCAUGCAACUGACAUUGCAGGAAAAAGUGAGCAUUCUAAAUUAGGAUGGGAGAGACCCAGCUCCUUUAUAUCAUCCUUCUUCCUGAAGCUUCACACAAUUCCCCUUUCCUUCCUUCUCAUACUUAAUUAUCUUUCUGAGUAUUCAAGUAGUAUAAACACACCCUAAUCAGAGCAACAGAAGAAAUAAAAUUGAGUCAUACAACUUUAAACAAAUUAAAAAUGGGACCCCUUUUUCAGGUUGGGGCUCAAGGUGAGUUUUGGGUAUAGAAAGGGUAAAGACUGCUGAUCAAUACAACAAAUUGUGGGAUUUAUUUUUUUUAUCCCCUCAGUCAAAACAGACUUUCUUGUGUGGGCUGACUGUUAAUGGCUGGGAAUAAAGAAGUCAGGCAAUUGCAAUCAACCAGCUGUAGCGAUGAUGUCAUAUUUAAUUAUAUAUUCUGGUUUCAUUGUGCUAUAUUUUAAAACUGUUAUAACUUGGCCAAGUUCUAGGAAAAGUGGAAAUGAAAUGGGGCGUGAAUGCAUGCAUAUGUGUAUACAUAAAACAUUUAUUUAAAGGUCAUCUUAAAACCCCUUGGCUAAAAUGUUACAUCUUGAGUAUCUGAGCUGUGGCAAACAUCCAUUCUUACCCUUGUCUGUCACCCUCUCAUCGUGGUCUAAGUAUACAAAUCUACCUCCACGAAAUAUGGUAAAGCACCCAACAUGUAGAUAGCACUUUCAAUGUUUUGCUGUGUAAAUAAAUGGUGUUAUUUUGUUUCUGGUGGUUAAUGUGGCGUUUUGAAUAUGUGUUGCUACAGUAUAAUAUGCAGACUUCUAAAGGAUGAAGGAGAGGGGCUAGAUGGGUGAAUGAAGUGUGCUGAGAUUGGAUGGUACCUGUACCCUAGGGGGAAGAGUGAACCACAGAUCAAUUAGAGCACUGAAAGAAAGUGUUCAGAGUCAGUCAGUAAAGUUCACUCAGUCUGUGUGGAAGUCUGUGUCUAUGUGGGUGAAAGGAGAGAGAUAUUCUGUGAGUGAAAUUCUGAGAGAAGAAGUCUGUAUGUUUUUACUUGGUGGAUGAAAUCAGCCUGUGUGUACUUCUGGCAACUCAAAGAGAACUCCAUGAUCGUCGUCGUCCUUCUGUGCAGCCCCACAUUGGGACUGCGCAGGCGCAGGCCAAAUGUGUGUCUGCACAGAAGAGACUCGACGAUCAACAGUUACAGGUGAGAAACCCUGUUUUUCUUCUCUUCUGGGGAUAUUUUAGCUUACGAGGUAACUGGGUGGAAAAUUAGUCUUUGUAACUGGGUCUGUGGAGAAACAUAUAAAGACGUAUACCUAUUUCAAAACCACUACGCUUAUAAUCUAUUCUGAAACCAAUAUGCUUAUGAAUUAUCCUGAAACCAUUAUGCGUAUCUACUUAUAAAACAACUGUAUU
This is a messenger RNA of Eublepharis macularius, 2379 nucleotides long. Its product is annotated as caspase-7-like. Lineage: Eukaryota; Metazoa; Chordata; Lepidosauria; Squamata; Eublepharidae. Gene Ontology annotation, molecular function: cysteine-type endopeptidase activity. Bases 57 to 821 code for a protein of 254 amino acids. The record is from RefSeq and is a predicted model, not a curated record. Gene Ontology annotation, biological process: proteolysis. The transcript has 4 exons.